Molecule: messenger RNA, 622 nt
Organism: Cygnus atratus (black swan)
Lineage: Eukaryota; Metazoa; Chordata; Aves; Anseriformes; Anatidae
Gene: HSBP1
Product: heat shock factor binding protein 1
Exons: 4
Coding region: 103-333 (76 amino acids)
Biological process (GO): cellular heat acclimation
Cellular component (GO): cytosol; nucleus
Molecular function (GO): transcription corepressor activity
Source: RefSeq, a predicted model, not a curated record
CGAGACGCGCCCGCGGAGGAAGCGGCGGGGCGCGGCCCGGAAGCGGUGCCGCUGUGGUGCCGCUGUGGAGCCGAGCGCCCGCCGAGACGCCCCGAGCGCAGCAUGGCCGAGCCCGACCCCAAGAGCGUGCAGGACCUCACCGCUGUGGUGCAGACGUUGCUUCAGCAAAUGCAGGACAAAUUUCAAACCAUGUCUGACCAAAUAAUUGGACGAAUUGAUGACAUGAGCUGUCGCAUAGAUGACCUGGAGAAAAAUAUAGCAGACCUCAUGACACAAGCCGGAGUCGAAGAACUGGAAGGCGAGAACAAGACCCCUGCUACUAACAAGAGUUAAAGUGAGACAACCGCUUGCUAGCCUUGAAACAAAUCCUCAGGUUGCCAAUAACUUAAGAUGAAUGCUGGAAGACUUUUUUUUUCUACAAGCCCUUGGAAUUACCGAACAGCUUUUUGCAACUACUGUGUGUAAAAGCAUUUUUAUAUUGUUACAGAGCUUGCAUUCCUAAUGUAUAUUGUAUAGGUAGGAGUAGGUUAGUUUAUAUUUUGAUUUGUGUACUGUAAUUUCACUCUGAAUUCUUGUUAUGAGAAUCAAUUAGUUAUUAAAACACAGAUCUUAUGGAUCUCAA